Ceratitis capitata (Mediterranean fruit fly) is the source of this 1104-nucleotide messenger RNA. RefSeq names its product homeotic protein proboscipedia-like. Gene Ontology annotation, biological process: regulation of transcription by RNA polymerase II. Bases 1 to 1104 code for a protein of 367 amino acids. The record is from RefSeq and is a predicted model, not a curated record. Gene Ontology annotation, molecular function: DNA binding. The transcript has 3 exons. NCBI's taxonomy places the organism in Eukaryota, Metazoa, Arthropoda, Insecta, Diptera, Tephritidae.
AUGCGACAAAAAGCAGCUGCCCGAAAGCGUUUAAAUGCACGUUCGCCCAGCUUACAUGCCACAACGAGAAUGUCGUCAAUUUGUUUUGCUUGCCACUUGCAGCCAAAAUCUAAUCAAGAGAAACAUGGAAGCGAGACGCUAAACAACAAUGUAAAAAUUUGGUUUCAAAAUCGACGCAUGAAAUGGCGCAACUCCAAGGAACGUGAACUGCUCGCCAGCGGCGGUUCACGAGAUCAGACGUUGCCAAACAAAAACAAUCCCAACCCCGACUUGUCCGAUGCGAAAUGUGAUCGACCCAUAUCACCGCUAUCGCCAGCGCCAUCCUCACCGCCUGCACACAGCCUCUCGCCACAACCCAAAGAGGAGUGCAACAAUGCCGAAACACCAAAGCACAACGGUGGUUCAACCACACCCAAGUCCAUGCAAUCGCCAGCGUCCACGCCCGCUUUAACCACCGCUGCACUGCAAUCGCCACCGUUAAUGCAUCACAUACCCAGUAGUGUAGCAGUGGCCGCCGCUGCUGCUGCUGUAGCCUUUAGCUCGGCGUCGAGUAUGCAAAUGAGCUCACCACCACCACUGCUGACCGGGGCCAACAAGCUGAAUGCCAAUUUAAAUGAUCAAUCAUCGAACGCCUCCUCGUCAACAGCCUCUUCGCCGCCACAUAUGACGAGCGCCGAGUUUCAGGCAAAAAUCAAUGCAGAAAUGCAAAAACAUUUAGCCGCCGCUGAUCUCAAAUUCAAACUGGAAUCAACCAUCAAUGAGGCGAAGCAGCGACGCAUCAACAUGCUGAAUUUGGCAGGCGCUGUUGCCGGAGGCGCUGGUGGUGGUGGUGUUGGUGGUGGUGGUGAGCAACAUGCAUUGCAGCUGCACUCGACACAUCCCGGCAGCAUUUUCAUGAGUGAGGCAUUGAGUCCGCAUUUGCAGGCCACGCACAAUCAUCACCACCAGCAACAUUCGAAUGCCGGCAAUGGCAUGCACUUGCCAUCGUCACCCAUGAAUCCGCACUCAAUGCCACCCUUCCAAAACCCAGAGUUCAUGAAGAUGUACUACGAUGACUACGACGACUCCAAUUCGGAUAGUGAUGAGGAGAUUAGUGUAACGUGA